AUGGGUGUGCUUUCAUUAUUCUGCUGCUCCGAUACUAGUGAAGAAUCGUCAGAUAGAAGAUCUCAACAGCCAGUUAAUCGACAAAAUCGUCAACUGAACAAAGCUACCACGACAAAACAACCAAAAGUAUCAACAACAAAUGGAACCAGUAUGCAACGCGCCACAUCAAACACGAAGAACGACUUGGCUACGGACAAGGAACCUGCUGCAAAUGGGAACGCUUCGAAUCCUCCUGCUACAAAAUUAAACGGGGACAAAAAGGAUGCCACUGAUGAUGAUGAAUCUACCAUAGAGCCUUCAAACAACCGUCGAGCUAGUGCUGGUGACAUAAUAGCGCAACAAAGCCCCAAUGAACAACCCAUUCCAACUCCAACAGAACAUCAACCAGAGCCAAUGGAUGAAAUAGACACAGAUAUUGAUGACUAUGAUGAUGAUGAUACACAUUCGAAUGGGUUGCUUGAUUUGAAACAACUUCAGACUGGUCAAGCACAUGACCCUGAAACUGGUUGCCUUUUGGGAUCCCCCACAGGAGAUAAAAAGUGUCUUGUUCUCGAUUUGGAUGAGACACUUGUGCAUUCUUCCUUCAAGUACUUGAGGAGUGCUGAUUUUGUGAUUCCAGUCGAGAUCGAUGGUCAAGUUCACCACGUCUACGUAAUUAAAAGACCUGGGGUCGAUGAAUUUCUAGAAAAAGUUGGUGAAUUGUAUGAGGUUGUUGUGUUUACGGCUUCUGUGGCCAAGUAUGGUGACCCAUUACUAAAUAAGUUGGAUAUGAGUAAGUCGGUUUAUCAUAGAUUAUACCGAGAUUCAUGCUACAACUACCAGGGAAACUUUAUCAAAAAUUUGUCCCAGUUGGGAAGAAAGUUAGAGGAUACAAUCAUCAUUGAUAAUCUGCCACAGUCAUAUCUAUUCCAUCCUGCCAAUGCUGUUCCCAUCAGUAGUUGGUUUAGUGAUACGCAUGAUAACGAAUUGUUGGAUUUGUUGCCAUUUUUAGAGGACUUGAGCAAGCCCAAUGUCGAUGAUGUAGAAUUGGUUUUAGAUACCAGUUUAUAA
Messenger RNA from Lodderomyces margitis, 1050 nucleotides. RefSeq names its product phosphatase. The coding region runs from base 1 to 1050 and encodes 349 amino acids. Gene Ontology annotation, molecular function: phosphoprotein phosphatase activity. The transcript has a single exon. Lineage: Eukaryota; Fungi; Ascomycota; Pichiomycetes; Serinales; Debaryomycetaceae. Gene Ontology annotation, cellular component: plasma membrane. The record is from RefSeq and is a predicted model, not a curated record.